Rana temporaria (common frog) is the source of this 2044-nucleotide messenger RNA. It is a transcript of the gene ARHGEF3, whose product is annotated as Rho guanine nucleotide exchange factor 3. Gene Ontology annotation, biological process: positive regulation of Rho protein signal transduction; intracellular signal transduction. The record is from RefSeq and is a predicted model, not a curated record. Bases 231 to 1925 code for a protein of 564 amino acids. Gene Ontology annotation, molecular function: guanyl-nucleotide exchange factor activity. NCBI's taxonomy places the organism in Eukaryota, Metazoa, Chordata, Amphibia, Anura, Ranidae. The transcript is spliced from 12 exons.
ACCACACAUAGGGGCAAAGCCUUUCUGAAUGAUGCAUUUCUGAUAGCAACAGAUAGUCGCUUCCUGCCGUGCACUUUAGGCUAUUCACUGGGAGGGGUUAGCACAGGCAGCUGGAAGGAAAGCAUGAAGCUGUAUUGCAGACACUGCAGCCUCCUGAUACUCAACUUACUCUGCAACACUGAGCUGAUUAUAUAUACAUACCUGAGCGGAAUUACAUCCCAUGCAUCCUCAUGGUGUGGUGCUGCUGCUUUGUGCAUCAUCAGAGGAAAAGGAAGCAGAGUUCCCAGGACCAGGAUGAUGCCAUCAGCGUGUGCAGCCUCGAUAAGAACAAUCAGGCUCCCUCCAGUGCUACAGCGGCCCCCAACUGUGAUGCCAAGGCUCAGCCCAUAGAUCGGAGCUUCAAGCGAAGGAAAAGUGCGCCGGAGCCCGUUGGAGUCGGGUAUAAGGAACCAAGCACUAAACGGGUUAAACCACUUUCAAGGGUCACAUCACUAGCAAAUCUCAUCCCUCCAGUACGGGCAACUCCUUUAAAGAGAUUCAGCCAGUCACUCCAGCGUUCUAUCAGCUUCCGGAGUGAAAGUCGUCCAGACCUAUUUACGCCGAGACCUUGGUCAAGAAAUGCCCCUCCUGCUAUCACAAAGCGCAGGGACAGCAAGCUGUGGAGCGAGACAUUCGAUGUUUGUGUUAAUCAAGUGCUCACUUCCAAGGAGCUCAAGCGCCAGGAGGCGAUUUUUGAAUUAUCUCAAGGAGAGGAAGACCUAAUAGAAGACUUGAAGCUGGCUAAAAAGGCAUAUCAUGACCCAAUGCUGAAACUCUCCAUAAUGACAGAAGCUGAGUUAAUGCAAAUCUUUGGCACCCUGGACUCUCUUAUUCCCCUCCAUGAAGAUCUCCUGCAACGCUUACGUGGAGUCAGGAAACCAGAUGGAUCUACUGAACACGUUGGGCACAUCUUAGUGGGUUGGCUGCCCAAUUUAAACUCCUAUGACAGCUAUUGCAGUAACCAGGUGGCAGCAAAAGCCCUUCUGGACUACAAGAAACAAGACCACAGAGUACAUGACUUCCUGCAGCGCUGCUUAGAGUCACCUUUUAGCCGGAAAUUAGACUUAUGGAACUUUUUGGACAUUCCCAGGAGUCGACUUGUGAAAUACCACUUGUUACUGAAAGAAAUUCUCAGGCAUACCCCUAAUGACCACCCCGACCAGCAACACCUGGAGGAAGCUAUUAAUAUGGUUCAGGGAAUCGUUGCUGAAAUUAAUGUAAAAACUGGGGAGUCGGAAUGUCACUAUUACAAGGAAAGGCUGAUUUAUCUUGACGAGUGUCAGAAGGAUCCGCUGAUUGAUAAUUCCCGAGCACUGAGCUGUCAUGGAGAGCUGAAGAACAACAGAGGGGCGAAAUUCCAUGUGUUCUUAUUUCAAGAAGUUCUUGUUAUUACCAGAGCCAUCACGCAGAAUGAAAAACUUUAUUAUCAAAUCUACCGCCAGCCAAUUCCUAUAAAGGAUCUCUUACUGGAGGAUUUACAGGAUGGGGAAGUUCGUGUUGCAGGGUCUCUACGUGGUGCUUUCAGUAACAAUGAAAGAAUAAAGAACUUUUUCCGCGUAAGCUACAAGAAUGGCUCUCAUCCACAGUCUCAUUCUCUUCAAGCAAAUGACACUUUCAACAAACAGCAGUGGGUGAAUUGCAUCCGACAGGCCAAAGUUUCAGUUCUCUGUUCUGGAGGGGGGAAUGGCAUGCUUCCUUCAGAAGGACAUUUAUUAUUAUCUGCAGAGGGAUGUGGUGAUGCUCAGCUGGCCACAAGAUUUGAACAAAUGGACCAGUCAGACAGUAUCUCAGACUGCAGUAUGGACACAAGUGAAGUCAGCAUGGACUGUGAACAGAUGGAACAUAGGGACUGUAGCAUACACAAACAGGUUGAGAGUGAUAUUUGACCAGUCCUGGACUGCCUGUUACCUGUACAGUAUUUGCAUUCCACAAAUGGAACAGUUGCUGAAGCACUUUUGUAUAAUUUCUUCAAAAGGGUGUCAUCCUGUCUUGCAUUACCUAUGGA